Messenger RNA from Globicephala melas (long-finned pilot whale), 1797 nucleotides. It is a transcript of the gene TMEM39B, whose product is annotated as transmembrane protein 39B. Lineage: Eukaryota; Metazoa; Chordata; Mammalia; Artiodactyla; Delphinidae. The record is from RefSeq and is a predicted model, not a curated record. Gene Ontology annotation, cellular component: membrane.
GGUGACCGCGAGACAAAGAGCGCGCGGGACUGCCUUGGUCCGAGCGGCCCCUUUAAGAAGCGCGCCCCCAGCUUCUAGCCCGCCUUGUAUGCAAAUUUGGCGGCGAGGCGGGAGCGCGCAGCUGAUACCAGGGGACUGGGCUGCGGCGGUUAGUCCUCUCCCGGCCGCCGUCGCCUCCGACAUAUUGCCCGCUGGAGCUGCGGCGGCGAAGCGGAGAGCGCCGGGGGGAGGAGAUGGGAGGACGAAGAGGUCCCAACAGGACAUCCUACUGUCGAAAUCCACUCUGUGAGCCAGGAUCCUCUGGGGGCUCAGGUGGGGGCCACACUUCCAGCGCAUCAGUCACCAGUGUCCGUUCCCGCACCAGGAGCAGUUCUGGGACGGGCCUCUCCAGCCCCCCACUGGCCACCCAGACGGUCGUGCCCCUGCAGCACUGCAAGAUCCCCGAGCUGCCAGUCCAGGCCAGCAUUCUGUUUGAGUUGCAGCUCUUCUUCUGCCAGCUCAUAGCCCUCUUCGUCCACUACAUCAACAUCUACAAGACAGUGUGGUGGUAUCCGCCCUCCCACCCGCCCUCCCACACCUCCCUGAAUUUCCACCUGAUCGACUUCAACUUGCUGAUGGUGACCACCAUUGUUCUGGGCCGCCGCUUCAUUGGGUCCAUCGUGAAGGAGGCUUCUCAGAGGGGGAAGGUCUCCCUCUUUCGCUCCAUCAUGCUGUUCCUCACCCGCUUCACCGUUCUCACGGCAACAGGCUGGAGUCUGUGCCGCUCCCUCAUCCACCUCUUCAGGACCUACUCCUUCCUGAACCUCCUGUUCCUCUGCUAUCCGUUUGGGAUGUACAUUCCGUUCCUGCAGCUGAACUGUGACCUCCGCAAGACAAACCUCUUCAGCCACAUGGCCUCCAUGGGUCCCCGGGAGGCGGUCAGUGGCCUGGCACGGAGCCGGGACUACCUGCUGACACUGCGGGAGACGUGGAAGCAGCACACGCGGCAGCUGUACGGCCCGGACGCCAUGCCCACCCACGCCUGCUGCCUGUCGCCCAGCCUCAUCCGCAGUGAGGUGGAGUUCCUCAAGAUGGACUUCAACUGGCGCAUGAAGGAGGUGCUGGUCAGCUCCAUGCUGAGCGCCUAUUACGUGGCCUUUGUGCCUGUUUGGUUCGUGAAGAACACACAUUACUAUGACAAGCGCUGGUCCUGCGAGCUCUUCCUGCUGGUGUCCAUCAGCACCUCGGUGAUCCUCAUGCAGCACCUGCUGCCUGCCAGCUACUGCGACCUGCUGCAUAAGGCCGCUGCCCACCUGGGCUGCUGGCAGAAGGUGGACCCAGCACUGUGCUCCAAUGUACUGCAGCACCCGUGGACUGAAGAAUGCAUGUGGCCACAGGGCGUGCUGGUGAAGCACAGCAAGAACGUCUACAAAGCAGUGGGCCACUACAACGUGGCCAUCCCCUCCGACGUCUCCCACUUCCGCUUCCACUUCUUUUUCAGCAAACCCCUGCGGAUCCUCAACAUCCUUUUGCUGCUGGAGGGCGCUGUCAUCGUCUACCAGCUGUACUCCUUAAUGUCCUCUGAUAAGUGGCACCAGACCAUCUCACUGGCACUCAUCCUCUUCAGCAACUACUACGCCUUCUUCAAGCUGCUGCGAGACCGCCUGGUAUUGGGCAAGGCCUACUCGUACUCGGUCAACCCCCAGAGGGACCUAGACCACCGGUUCUCCUGAGCCCCAGGGCGACCCAGGGACAGCAUCCAGGCUUCAGCCAGGGGCUCCCUGGGAAUCGGCUGUUGGGGAGGGAUGGGUGGGGGGC